AUGUCCGACAAGGAUUUCCCCUUACAAAAGAAUAUGCCUAUCAGUAGUUUACCAAAUGAUCAUCAAAAUGUACAAUAUUUAGAAGAUGGUACAAUUGAAGUCACUGAUACAUUAUCAAAAGAAGAAUAUUACAAAAGUUUACGCCGUCGUUGUACUACAGGCAAUAGUCAAAAUACAAGACAAUAUGGAUUAUCUAGUCAAUUGAGCCUAGAAACUUCUCAAUGUGGUACAUUACGUUCUGGAUUUGGUAAACGUAAAGGUACAUUGCAUGAUUUUAAACCGUCUGGAAAAGAAGAACUAUGUUAUAUUCUCAUGUUAGAAGGAGUAGAAAAAACAUAUACCAUAGAUAAAAAUGCUCAUGGGAUUCAUUUAUUUGAAAAAGUUUGUAAACAAUUAGAUUUACAAGAAACUGAAUAUUUUGGCUUGACAUAUCGAACUAGUUUACGUGUAGAUAAUUGGCUGAAACUUGAUAAACGUAUAGCUAAACAAUUAGAAAAAAUACCAUGGAAACUAGAAUUUCGUGUUCGAUUCUAUCCACCAAAUAUUGAUAUAUUCAAAGAUGAUUUAACGCGUUAUUUUUUGUGUUUACAAUUAAGGCAAGAUAUUAUCUCUGGACAGAUUCCAUGUUCACAUCAUACUUAUGUUGUUCUUGGUGCAUAUGUUGUUCAAUCAGAUGCUGGAGAUUAUGAUCCAAAUACACAUAUAGGAACAGAAUAUAUUGCCAAUAUUCCAUUUGCACCACAACAAUUACAAACUACAAAAAUGCUUCAACAAAUUGUUGAAUUACAUAAACUUCAUAAAGGACAAAGUUUAGUUCAGGCUGAUCGAGGAUUUUUGGAAAAUGCCAGACGACUUUCACUUUAUGGAGUUGAGUUUCACAGGGCAAAAACGAUUGCGGGCGAAAGUAUAUGCUUAGGUGUAUAUCAUGGUGGAAUAUUACUUUAUCAUGGGAUGUUAAGGGUUAAUCGGUUUUUGUGGCCUCAAAUUGUAAAAAUAUUGUACAAAUCAAAAAAUUUCAUUAUUGUCGUUAGAUCAAUGCAUAGUGAAACUUUGAGUAAACGUGGAACUCUAAGAAGAACAUUAUCACCUGGUGGUUUGAAAGUAUCUGAUAAAAAGUUCAAUGGUUCUGAGUCCAUUCAUGAUGUAACACUGACUUUUCAGUGUACAGAUCCCCGUUUGGCCAAAAGAUUAUGGGAUUCUUGUACUUCGCAACAUGCAUUUUUCCGUUUACGUGAUACACCAGGACCCCAAAGAUCUAAUCUUACAACAGCUUUUAGUACGCGAAAAUAUCAUUUUACAAGUAAAUCAUUCGAUGCAUAUUCAAGAGAACCUAGUUCAGAAUGGAUUCCACGACAACAGCCUCCAAUUAAGCGAGUACAAACUCAAAGAAAGCCGAUUCAGUACAAAUCUCCUUCAGCUAGUCCAUCAAAACAACAACAUCAAGUAUCUGGUAGUGUUGCACCAGUUGCUUAUGGAGAAGAACCUGAUCAGUAUUAUUUGAUGCCUGGGACACCUUCUCCUUUACCAGCUAAUUCAGUAAAUGUUGAUGUUUUGCAAAAUUUACCACCAUCUUACCGUAAACCAGGUCCAAUUCGAGUACCUUUACCAGAAGAUCACUGGCAAAUGUCAGCAGCUGAUUGUACACAAGGAUUAGGAAGAAAUAUUGAUGGAACAGACAUAGCAGCAAUGCCAGAAACAGAAUGGCAAGGUUGCCGUACAAAUUGGGGUUUAAAAGGUCCAGGAGCUUAUUACUACGAAACAUGUAUGCUUGAAGAAGGUCAAGUACGUUUAGGUUGGUCAACAAAUGAUGCUAGCCUAAUUCUCGGGACAGAUUCCAAAGGCUUUGGUUAUGGAGCUGAUAAAACAGGUAUUGGAUCAGCUGAUAAUCCUCAUCCAGUUGGCAAAUUUAUCUACGCAAAUAAUUCAAUUGAUUACGGAAUGCCAAUCGUACCAGGAGAUGUAGUUGGAUGUUAUUUAGAAUUAAAUCCGAGUGCUGAUAAAGAUCAUCGACGAAUCGAUAUACACUAUAGUUACAAUGGCCAAUUAUUAGAAACUCCAAACUUUAAACUUGUUGAAACAUUAACUCCAGAUAUAGCACUCUUCCCUGCCGUAUCACUUAAAAAUGCCAGAGUUGAAGUAAACUUUGGUGACAAGCCAUUUAAUUUUCCACCUAAAACUACCCCUUCGACUAAUAAACAUUGGGUAGCAGUAUCAUACGCCCCCGAUUCUUCAAUUGUAUGUAAUCGGAAUGUUGGUUGGCGGGUGAACCCAAAUGAUGUAACAUCAAGUACAAAUUUAUUAGUUUCACCUAAUGGUCGAUUUGUACAAGCUGUAGAAAAUACCGGAUGGCAAGGCUUUAGAGUGAACAAAGGAAUAUUUGGUGAUAGAGCUUAUUACUAUGAAGUGAGAAUUGUUGAAGACUCUGGAUUAGCACGUAUUGGUUGGUCAUUUGAAAAUGGAUCAUUAGAUCUUGGUAUAGAUUGUUUUGGUUUUGGAUAUGGAGCUGAUCGAGAUGGUUUUGGUAUAAAUGGAUCACAAGGGAAAAAACUUCAUAGUGAUAUCAUUGAAAAUUAUGGUGAAGCCUUCCGUAAAGAUGAUGUAAUUGGUUGUUUUCUUGAUCUGAGUAACGGAAUAAUACAAUGGUCAAAAAAUAAUCGCUUAUUUGGUCCUGCUUAUGAAAUUGACAAAAAAUUAUUAAAAAACAAUGAACCAAUUUAUCCUGCAGCUUCUUUGGUCGAUACUACUUUAGAAUUAAAUUAUGGUGACUUACCAUUUAAAUAUCCACCAGAAGACGAUUGGACUCCAUUAUUUGCAGCUUCAGACGAAUAUGUAUUCGAAUCACCAAAAUGGCCUAGUUCUAAUACGGUCAAACACGACAGUCACUCAAGAAAACAUUUAGUUACUCAUAAUACAAAGACAGAAGUAUAUACUGAAGAUCAGAAAGAAAUCAGUCUAAAUUCAGUCAGUGACACAUAUGGUCAUUCUACAAUAAUAAAUAAUAAUCUUGGCAGUGAUAACAACAAUGUAAAAAGUAGCAGCCCAAGUAAACUAGAAGAUAUUCCUGUAGAAUCAAUACGUAUAGAAUCCCCUUCAUCAAGCGAUCAGCAAGAAGAUGAAGUAAGAAUGUUUCUGGAAACUUGUGAACCAAUUACUGAAAGUCAUUUUGAUGCCUUAUAUAACACUUAUACAAAUCAUCCGUCUACGGAGCGAUCUGAAUCACAAAUGAAAACAAAACCCAAUGGAACAUAUCACCGUAAUCCUAUAUCAAAUUUUCACGCUGAUAUUAUUACUCCUACAUGCGUCGAUUCUGAAUUUCAUCCAAGUUCCACAACGUUGAUAGACUCUGAUCUUGCACUAGAACAAGCCAUUCUACAGACUACACAUUUAAAUCCACAUACGGCAGUCCUAACGAACACAUUGGAUUCAUAUACAAAUAAUAAUAAAAGUAAUCAUAAAUAA
This is a messenger RNA of Schistosoma curassoni, 3459 nucleotides long. Lineage: Eukaryota; Metazoa; Platyhelminthes; Trematoda; Strigeidida; Schistosomatidae. The record is from the annotation of a GenBank genome assembly.